AUGGCAGGAAGCAUUGCUCGUACAAUUUCAAAAUCCUUAUUUGCAAAAGCUCGACCAGAGGGUGUUGGUGCAACAGUUCGCAGAGCAAUUGGCGGGGGUCAUAGUUAUUUGGAUCCGUUCCUAAUGUGCGAUGAUUUCACCGUAGCCCCACCAGCCGGAUUUCCAGAUCAUCCGCACAGAGGAUUUGAGACGGUGACAUAUCUCUUAGAAGGUGCCAUAGCUCACGAAGACUUUGCUGGAAAUAAGGGUAUCAUUGGGCCAGGUGAUAUCCAAUGGAUGACUGCUGGCAAAGGUAUAGUUCACGCAGAAAUGCCAGCAUCUCCCACUCCCUCUCGUGGAAUUCAACUUUGGCUCAAUCUUUCUGCUGACCAAAAGAUGAUUGAACCUAGUUAUCAAGAUCUCAAAGAUAAGGAUAUUCCACGAGCCCAACCAGAAGAGGGUGUUGAGAUAAAAGUAAUUGCAGGCGAAUCACAUGGAGUGCAAUCACCGGUGUUCACGCGGACACCAUCGUUGAUGAUUGAUUUUUCGUUAGUCAAAGGGAAAAAAGUCAGGCAGGAAAUACCAAAGGAAUACAGAGGAUUUAUUUAUGUAAUUAAGGGAUCUGGAUAUUUUGGAGAAACUGAAUACAAAGGCGAAACAGCUCAUGUGCUGUUUCUCGAUGAUAAUGAAGGUGAUCAUUUGAAUGUUGAGGCACGGGAAGACGAUUUGCGGUUUGUUCUCUUUGCUGGCAAGCCGCUUAACGAGCGAAUUGUUCAACAUGGCCCAUUCGUAAUGAAUGCGGAUGAACAGAUUUACCAGGCUAUCCGUGACUAUAACUACUGCAAAAAUGGGUUUGAACGAGCGAAGAAUUGGCGAUCAUCAAUUGCUGAUGGGGUUAUUAGGACUUGA
Molecule: messenger RNA, 888 nt
Organism: Paraglomus occultum
Lineage: Eukaryota; Fungi; Glomeromycota; Glomeromycetes; Paraglomerales; Paraglomeraceae
Source: the annotation of a GenBank genome assembly